This is a messenger RNA of Pomacea canaliculata, 1341 nucleotides long. Its product is annotated as mesenchyme-specific cell surface glycoprotein-like. Lineage: Eukaryota; Metazoa; Mollusca; Gastropoda; Architaenioglossa; Ampullariidae. The record is from RefSeq and is a predicted model, not a curated record. Gene Ontology annotation, molecular function: protein binding. Bases 214 to 1077 code for a protein of 287 amino acids. The transcript has 8 exons.
AAGCUCCGUCCUCGACCCGGAGGGCACGGUGACUAAGAUCAGCCUCCCAUUCGACCUGACCGAGAGCUCUGUCAUUACUGUCACCACCAUCGGCUUCUCUGCUCUCUUCUCAGGCAGCAUCGGGCAGGAUACCUUACGGAGCUGGCGGAAAACAACUUCCGCUUCAGACCUGUACGCGACAACCAAGGCAACCCCAUCAGUGUUGCUCAGAACAUGGAACCCACAAACGUCAUAGUAUCGCCCAACGGCCUGAUGGCGUAUGUGGCACUUCCGAGGAACAACGCUGUGGCCCGGAUCAACCUAGACACCAACUUAGUGUCAACCAUAUACCCUCUGGGUAACCGGUCGUGGAACAGCUACUACCUGGACCCCAGCGACUAUGAUUUAGGUGUGAACAUGAGGCGCUACAACGCGCACUCCACGUAUCAGGCCCGACAGGUGAGGUGGGUUGUACAGAACAACACAGAGUGGAUCAUCACUUUGGAUGCAGGUUUCGUCAACGAAAUUCCAGAGUACGAUUACGCCGACUGGCGACGCGGCAAGGAGCUUCUUGAACGAGGCGUGAUCGAAACAACAGACAGUAAUUUGCGGGCGCAGCUGGCUGACGAUACUCAACUUGGGCGUGCUGCCAUCAGUAUUGAAGACGGAAUAGUUUCCACGAGUCCCCUGAGAUUAGAAAACGUGUUCCUGUUUGGCGGGCGGGGCAUCUCCAUCAGAGACAGCAACACCUUCCAAGUGCGCACGACACUGGUGGACAACAUCGAGCGUGUGGCGGCCCAGACCCACCCAGAAAUCUUCAACGGAGGCUUCACCAAUCCCAGUCACUCUCCCCAGCAAGACCGAGAUGCUACCUCUCCUUUCUUGGGUCCUAACCUGUCGACCAUAGAAUCCGGCUACUACAACGGCAACAUUGUCAUGUUCGUGGGUUCGGCCACUGCUGGCAUCAUCUAUGUGUAUGUUCUGUCGCCUGACGCCAACUGCCCGCAGCCUUACUUCCACAGCGCCUUCCGUCUGGGCUCCACGUUCUCCUCUUGGACCUCCCUUACCAGCAGGGCACCAUCGGCGACAUCGGCAUAACUGACAUGUUGCUGAUCGAUGACCUGGACGUGUCGCCAACUCUGAUCGUGGCGUCAAGCAUCAGCAACAGCAUCUCCGCCCACGCCGUGCUGGAGGCCAAUGACGAGUUCAGAAAGUAAGUUCGUCAACACACGGACCAUCUCACGAGCCGUGCAGACGGCCACAGACUCUCGUCACCGAGUGCUGGUCAUAUCAAAAAUAGUUCCUUCUUCAAACAAUAUUUUGGUCUUCCUGGCUACAAUAAAUUGACCCGAUUUUCUUCUA